Messenger RNA from Cicer arietinum (chickpea), 1890 nucleotides. Its product is annotated as protein ALP1-like. The record is from RefSeq and is a predicted model, not a curated record. NCBI's taxonomy places the organism in Eukaryota, Viridiplantae, Streptophyta, Magnoliopsida, Fabales, Fabaceae.
UCUCUCCCUAUUUUUUCAAAAUUCUUCACCGUUCACACACUAAAGUAAACUUAACUCUUUUAUUCAAUUUUACAUGGAAAUUGAUUCCUUCUCAUUCCCUUCUCUAGAAGAUUAUUCCUUUUUGUUCCCAGAUAUGGAACCUAAUGUAAACACAAAGAAGAGAAAUCACCCCGAAGAUACACAACAAAUUCAAUGGAAUAAUAAUAACUUCAACGAUAGUGUUGCAUUAAACGAUAUUCUCAGUUCCCUCAUUCAACUCGAUAAACAACAACAACAACAAUUACCAAAACAAGAACAACAGCAAAUAGUAACAACACCUAUUAUGAACCCCAAUUCAAAUUCCAAUUCCAAUUCCAACGAAUUUGAAAUCGAAUUCGACUUCAACGAAUCACCGACCAAAAAAUCCCGACUAAUUGGAACAGCUGCGAGUUCUUCUUCUUCUUCAAUUGCGGGCCCACAGAGACGGUUAUGGGUGAAAGACCGUUCAAAAGACUGGUGGGAGAAAUGUAGCAGCCCUGAUUUUCCGGAAGAAGAGUUCCGGCGUUGUUUCCGGAUGAGUAAAUCAACGUUCGAGUUAAUAUGCAGAGAACUCGAUUCAGCAGUUACGAAGAAAAACACGAUGUUACGCGACGCUAUUCCGGUACGUCAGCGCGUGGCGGUUUGUAUUUGGAGACUCGCAACUGGUGAUCCACUUAGACUCGUUUCGAAACGGUUCGGUUUAGGUAUAUCCACCUGUCACAAACUUGUUCUCGAGGUCUGUUCCGCAAUUAAAAAUGUUCUUAUGCCAAAGUUUAUUCGUUGGCCUGAAGAAAAUCAAAUGAAGGUAAUUAAAGAUGAAUUUGAGUCUUUAUCUGGAAUAUCUAAUGUUGGUGGUUCAAUGUACACUACUCAUAUCCCAAUUAUUGCACCCAAGUCCAAUGUUAAUUCUUAUUUCAAUAAGAGACACACUCAAAGGAAUCAGAAAACUUCUUACUCUGUUACUGUUCAAGGUGUGGUUGAUUCCAAAGGAAUUUUCACUGAUGUUUGUAUUGGUUGGCCUGGUAGUUACCUUGAUGAUCAAGUUUUGGAGAAAUCAGUUUUGUAUCAGAGAGUUAUGAGAGGGAAUUUGAAAGAUGUUUGGGUUGUUGGAAAUUCUGGGUACCCUUUAAUGGAUGGAAUUUUGGUACCUUAUACACAUCAGAAUCUUACUUGGACACAACAUGCCUUUAAUGAGAAAGUUGGGGAUAUUCAAAAUGUUGCUAAGGAUGCUUUUUCCAGGGUUAAAGGGAGGUGGUCUUGUUUGCAGAAGAGGACUGAGGUGAAGAUUGAGGAUUUGCCUGGUGUUCUUGGAGCUUGUUGUGUUUUGCAUAAUAUUUGUGAGAUGAGGAAUGAGAAAAUGGAUGAUGAAUGGAGUUUUGAACUUUUUGAUGAUGAGAUGGUGGCUGAGAAUGGUUUGAGAUCAGUUGCUGCUGUUCAGGCUAGGGAUAAUAUUGCUCAUGAUUUGUUACAUCGUGGCCGUGCUGGCAAUACUUUUUUGUAGUCUUAUGUUUAUGUCGGAUUUAAAUAUGAAUCAACGGCAUAAAAUUGAUGGUAUAAUUUGAACUGCUCGAUUUAAAAAAGGCAGCUUAAAUUGUUUACAGCGUAAAAUUAUGUGAUGUAGUAAUUGUAUCAAAUUCGAGUCCGUCAAAUCAUAUCUUCGAUAACACAUAAAAGUAUACGUCAUUAUUAUCAUUACUUUAGAGAAAAUUCAAGUUUGUAACGUUAGUGAUGUGUUGUGAAUGUAGUAUAAUCAUUUUGUUAGAUCAAUGUAUACUUAUAGUGUUUUCUAUAAAAAAAAUGUAUACUUAGAGUGAGAGAUUUUUUAUUUGAAGAUAAAAUGAAUGAAACAGUUGAAUCUUUUAGUCAUGUCCA